ACGUAACAUCGAAAGCGUUGAAAAAUCUAACUUUCUCUUUCCAUGGCCGGGCAUGGAUGUCGGUAUCCAGCUAAAAAAGGGAGCCUCGUCGUUUUUCUUUAUUGUUGCCCCUCGACUCAUUGCCCUUGAGUCAUAGAAAAAAGAAUAUGCCAGGGUUCUUAGAGGUCUCCUAGCAUGCCCCACGUUUUUCCCCGCUUUUUCUUUCAGUUAUAAUUGAGAAGUAGCUGACGGAACAUCAACCAGCUCAGUAGAGUGUGCGUUGCUCCAGGACAAUGAAGGAACUGUCGACGUACGUCAAAAUUGCCAUCAGUUUGGCUAUUGCUUAUUCUUUCUAUCCACACGAUUCAUCACGACAAUUACCAGCGUUUGUCAGCAGUCCAUUAACGCAAUUGCAACAAUGGUUUUACGAUGUUAUCCGGCCGCGUAUGGAACGCAAUGUUAUCGCCGUGCCAGAGGUCUUCAUGACAACGCCGGAGAUUAUCGCCAAUCGAGGCUAUCCAGUGGAAAUUCAUCAUGUCAUCACUGACGACGGAUACAUUCUUGAGCUCCAUCGCAUACCGUUCGGGAAACGUGACACGCAUCAGCAUAAUAGCACGUUCCAACGUCGAGCAGUUUUCCUGCAACAUGGCAUGAUGGGUACCGAUCAUUUCUGGUUAGUCACUUCCAACAACAAUUCACUGGCGUUCCUCUUGGCUGACCAUGGCUAUGACGUUUGGUUGGGAAAUUCUAGGGGAAACACGUACGCACGCAAACACAUCAAUCUCAAUCCCGAUAAAGAUGAAGCGUUCUGGGAUUUCUCCUGGGAUGAAAUGGGUCAAUACGACAUCCCAGCCAGCCUCGAUUAUGUUCUCAACGUAACUGGACAAGAGAAAUUAGCUGCUUAUUUCGGCUACUCACUCGGUUGUAGCGUGUUCUUCAUGAGUGCUACCCAGUACCCACGCAUUAACGAUCAAGUUGACAUCAUGAUUGGCUUGGGUCCCACUGUCAGCGUGGCGCAUUUGAAUAAUUACUUCCGUUACAUGGCACCGUUCGUGAAUAUCUAUCAACUUUACCAACGAUUGUUCGGUAUAGGAGAAGUUCAUACGAAUGAUGGAGUCUUACAUUCCCUUACCCGUUUCAUAUGCGAGACUAGCGAACUUGGAGCUAAAUUCGGCUAUUUGUGGCUAUCCCAAAUUUUUGGCUAUUCCGAUGUUUUUGAUCAGAUGGAUUACUACCGUCUGAUCGGGCAUUAUCCAGCCGGGGGAUCAGCUAACACCAUGGUCCAUCUUCUUCAAAACUACAAUUUUGGUGAAUCAUUUCUUAAAUUCGAUUAUGGGCCAGAACGGAAUCUGGAGCGAUAUGGAACACCAUACCCGCCUGAGUACAAUCUCACGCUGGUGACUGCUCCUGUGUUUUUAGUUCACGCCGACAACGAUCCUUUUGCUCCGCCACAGGAUGUCGCUUGGUUGAAGGGCAAGCUGGGAAAUUUGAAGGGCUCCUUACGGGUACCGAGUCCAACGUUCAGUCACGGUGACUUUGUAUGGUCACCACGAGUGGCCGAACUGGUUCAUAAACCAGCCAUCGAUCUCCUGCCAUCACCUUUUAUCCAUAAGGAAACUUACGCUCACAUUUCAGCAUAAGCUUUAACAAAAAAAUUUAUUUUUCGUUACCAUUCAUAGGGUUUGAUUUUUAAAUAUUUUUCAAAGGCCAAAGAUUAACGUUUGCCUUUAGGUUUUCCUUAAUCCUCGAGCACAAGAAUGAUUAUAUUUUCGAUAUAUAUUUAUUCGCAAGAACAGACACUUUCAUGUGUUGAUAUUCUCCAGUACAUUUUAAAUCAAGAUUUAAAGCCUGUGCACCCAAAAUCCUGACUGUUUGUGACAUUACGGACAUGUCCACGUGCCAACAAAUAAUAAAUUACAUUCGCAAUUCAUUGCAACGAGAA
This is a messenger RNA of Daphnia carinata, 1921 nucleotides long. RefSeq names its product gastric triacylglycerol lipase-like. NCBI's taxonomy places the organism in Eukaryota, Metazoa, Arthropoda, Branchiopoda, Diplostraca, Daphniidae. The transcript is spliced from 8 exons. Gene Ontology annotation, biological process: lipid metabolic process. Bases 273 to 1619 code for a protein of 448 amino acids. Gene Ontology annotation, molecular function: hydrolase activity, acting on ester bonds. The record is from RefSeq and is a predicted model, not a curated record.